GCUGCUGGAAACGAUAUGACUGCAACUUUUGCCACCGCCUCCUGCUGCUGCCGCCUGAUCUCGUCCACUCUCCAGGCGAGGCGCUGUCCGACACUCUCGCGUGAUUUCCUUCAUGCUGCCAUGGCUGCCGCGAGGAAGCUUCAAAUGUGUGCCGUUUCUCCAACAGGCAAACACUCCGCCUCGAUUAUCUUCUUGCAUGGUUCAGGUGACACUGGGCAGGGACUGAGAGCCUGGGUUAGAGAUGUUAUGGUGCCAGAUCUGGCAUUCAGCCACAUCAGAGUUAUUUACCCCACAGCUCCAGCUAGGCCAUACACACCCAUGCGAGGGGCUCUGUCUACUGUCUGGUUUGACCGUUACAAGAUCUCACGAGACUGCCCAGAGCACCUAGAGUCCAUAGACGCCAUGUGCAGCACCUUAGGGUCCAUUAUUCAGGACGAGGUCAACGCCGGGAUCCCCAAACACAGGAUGGUCAUCGGGGGAUUCUCAAUGGGCGGAGCUAUGGCUCUCCACCUGGUGUGUCGGUACCACCCUGACGUUGCAGGAGUUUUUGCACUGUCCAGCUUUCUCAACAAGGACUCUGUCACUUUUCAGGCAGUGGAGGAGCGGCUCGGAGCAGGACUCUCCAUUUCUGAGUUGUUCCAGUGCCAUGGGACCAGUGAUGACCUGGUACUUCAUCAGUGGGGAGAGGACACAUCAGUGCUGCUGAGGAAGGCUGGCAUGACCACUACCUUCCACUCGUUCCCAGGCCUGCACCACCAGGUCUCCCAGCCUGAGAUGGAGCUGCUGAGAAAUUGGAUCCUCAACAUGCUUCCUCCCACCAGCUCCUCCUGACACACUCUACCUCCUUUUUCUCACAGAAUUUGUAUUUGUGAUUUUGUCAAUAAAAAUAAUUGUUUUA
Siniperca chuatsi (mandarin fish) is the source of this 898-nucleotide messenger RNA. RefSeq names its product lysophospholipase like 1 (gene lyplal1). The record is from RefSeq and is a predicted model, not a curated record. Gene Ontology annotation, biological process: protein depalmitoylation. Gene Ontology annotation, molecular function: palmitoyl-(protein) hydrolase activity; carboxylic ester hydrolase activity. Gene Ontology annotation, cellular component: cytoplasm. The transcript is spliced from 5 exons. The coding region runs from base 16 to 831 and encodes 271 amino acids. NCBI's taxonomy places the organism in Eukaryota, Metazoa, Chordata, Actinopteri, Centrarchiformes, Sinipercidae.